ACAUCCUCCAUUGCCAGCACAGGGAGAUACACAUCCACACCGCAAAAAUGUGGCGAAAUGCAGACUAUAAUAUCAAUUUCGAAGGCCAUAAAAGAGCCGCACCGAUAUCCGCCAUGUCCCUCCCUCAUCACCUCAAAGAUUGGCAUUAUCCCGAAAAAUCCCAGGCUUCAUGCGCAACACCCCUCUCUCCCGCCUACAAAACGGCGAUGGGAAAGACCAUCUCCUCCGCUCCGAGGACCACAUCGCCCCGAACACCAAUUUCACAAUAACCACCUUAUCCACGUCCUCGUUGCACGAUGGCGAUGGGGAUCUCGAGGAUACGUACGGGAGGACAUUGCGGGGGAAGAAUAGCACGUUCGCGGAUCUGACGCCGGGGGCGCUGGAGAAGAUCCUUGAUUUCAUUGACGAACCUACCGCGUUGCUUAGGACGUGCACACGGCUAAGGAAUGUAGGCAGGAAUGUCGACGUGCGGUACCAUUGGUUGGUCUCGCCGCGGCGCGCACGGCGGCUGCCCAAACUCGUUGGCGGUUCGUGGGGUGCCCAUGCCGCGGCGAUGACGCGGGCGAUGGAUUUGAUAUUCCGGGCAUGCAAGCGUCGGAUUGUUUCGGCGGAAUUGAUUGAAUUGCUGCAAUCGCAGGGGGAUCUGCCGCCUAAUGUAGGCAGUUUGAGGAGGGAUGUGGCGGUGAUGCGCGGGGCGGGGCCACGGGUGUGGGGUGGGUGGAAGGUGUUGGAUGAUGCGGUGGCGGAGAUGGGCGAUGAUGAGCGGGUGGUGGAGUGGUGUGUCGCGGCCGGCUUUGUGACGGAUGUCGAUGGCGUUGUGCAGGGGAUGUUGGGGAGAGGAUGUUUAGAGGGAUGUGUCAGUGUCCUGCGAGGUGUCGUUGAGGGCAACAAAGAUGAAGAAGGUGCAGACGGUGCAUUGGUGUCGAAAAGCGCUGCGAAAAACUAUCCGGGAUCGCAACAUUCGCUAGCCGGUGGAACAGCUUCUCUUCCACCCUUGAAGCAGACUCCAACAUCCGGAAUGACGAUAAUCAAUCCACACCCCGCCAUCCUCGACCACCUCAUCUCCCAAUCCCCACUGCAUCCGCUCUUCCUCCGCAUCCUCCCUCACCUCUCCCCACCGCUCAUCCCCGCCUCAGCCCUCCCUCAGCUUCUCGCACACCCACACCUCCUCACGGCAAUCUUCACGCACGCCCUCCUCCCGCUCGACUCGAUCCUGCUGACACUCGCACAAUCCACCGCGCCCAUCCGCAAACAAAUCCUGGCAACCCUCGCGAUGCAUCAAAAGGUGAUCGAGGGGCAAAUCAAAGGAUGUCAGGAAGGUGCAGGGCGUUUGAUGCGCAGGGCGGCGAUGGAGGAUGAUGGGGAGACGUGUGAGUGGCUGGUUGAGGCUGGGGUGUCCGUGCCGGCUGUGGUUAUGAAGAUGGCAAAGGACAUUGGGUCGAAGAAAGCGAUUAAGGCGCUUAAGAAAGGAAAGACGUGAGAACAGAGUGAAGGAAACAUGGACAUCUUGUGCGG
Molecule: messenger RNA, 1515 nt
Organism: Fimicolochytrium jonesii
Lineage: Eukaryota; Fungi; Chytridiomycota; Chytridiomycetes; Spizellomycetales; Powellomycetaceae
Exons: 1
Coding region: 170-1480 (436 amino acids)
Source: RefSeq, a predicted model, not a curated record